Molecule: messenger RNA, 1533 nt
Organism: Polychytrium aggregatum
Lineage: Eukaryota; Fungi; Chytridiomycota; Chytridiomycetes; Polychytriales
Exons: 8
Coding region: 43-1356 (437 amino acids)
Biological process (GO): protein polyubiquitination
Molecular function (GO): ubiquitin protein ligase activity; metal ion binding
Source: RefSeq, a predicted model, not a curated record
CAUCGCCUCUGCCUGUUCCAGAGCCCGACGGCCUCCUCCGGGAUGUCCUCAACCGACCCCAAGGCGAUCCCGUGCAAGUUCUAUUUGCUCGGAUCGUGUCGAGCUGGAUCAAAAUGCAAGUUCUCCCACAAGCGGGACGUAUCCGCCGACUCUCUUGUCUGUCAGUACUAUCUGAUGGGUAACUGCCGAUAUGGUGCAAAUUGCGCACUCCCCCAUGUCAAGCCGAAACCUCAGCAGGCGGCAAGCCCGUCCAGCUCGCGGCCACCCAAGACCCGAACACCUUCGACUCCACCUCCCAGCUCGGGCCGGGGGGCACUGUCGCCGGUAUCCAUGGCUGCAAGCCCGCCGUUCGCUCCCCAGUCAAGUCUCGAGAUGGCUUCGAUGCUUCCGAGCGAUGCAGUCCCUCUGUUCCAUGCUCUGGACACACUGCGGACUCAGUUCCAGGAGGACGAGUACGUCGAACAUGCCAUCUUGCCGUCAUCGCUGAACGACCUGAUGACACCUAUGGAGCAGCUGUGUUUUUCGGCGUCGUCCAAGGGUUCGAGCUGGAGCGAAGAACCCGAUCCCUCCGACAAGCUCUCAUACUCACAAAUCGCAAAGAUGGCUGCCAUCGAGAGCACGUAUGUCAAGAGCCCUACCAAGCCACGACUUCAGAAUGCGCCUGUUUCUCUCCCUGGAAAUGCCGUGCCAAGCGGCACCGUGGCCUUCGAGGCCAUGGUUCUCUGCCCGUUUGCGAUGCAAGGAGCCUGUCGGUACGGAGACAAGUGCAGAUACAUCCACGGCCUCGAGUGUCCCAGCUGCGGAAAGUGUGUGCUGGAUCCGUUUCAUUCGCCUGAGCAACACGAAGAGGAGCACAUCCAGAAAUGCCGUGAAUCAAAGGUGCUGGAGUCCAAGACGGAAGCAUCCCUCCGAAACAGCGAGGACAUGGAAUGUGUCGUUUGUAUGGAGCCGGUCUUGUCCAAGCGUGACCCGCGGUUUGGGCUUCUGAACUGUGAGCACUGCGUGUGUCUGGGAUGCAUCCGCCAGUGGCGCCAGAACGAGCGCAUGGACACAGCAAAGACAUGUCCCAUAUGCCGGACCGUGACGCAUUUCGUGGUGCCGUCGGCAGUAUGGAUCACGGAUGCGGAAGAGAAGCAGCAGGUAAUCGAAGACUACAAAACCAAGUUGAGGUCCAUCGACUGCAAGCACUACAAUUUUGGAGACGGGACCUGUCCCUUUGGAACCUCAUGCUUCUUCCGCCAUGUCAACCACGACGGCGUGCCCGAGCAGAUCAAGCUUCGAACCGUCCUUGGAACCGACGACGAGGUCCGGGUUGUCAGCACAGUCAAGCUCUCGGACUUUCUGGAUCGCCAUUGAGCCUGUUGACUCUGGAAGGGAGGAGGUAGACCGCCGGAGCCUUGCGUCGCUCGGGUUCGUGUCAGGGACAUGGAUCCACACGAGACACAUCAACUGCUCGCAUUCGACCCUGCUGACCCGUCCACGACCAGCGUGCGAAAAACAACCGUAAUAUAUACAUCCAUAGAGAGACCUUGA